AUGAAAAGUGGUACUGUCAACGCUAACAACGUACCAAAGAGAAGUGCUAGAAAUGUAUUUGGAAAGGAUGAUCGUGUUGCGGUCACAUUGUCAUCCGAUCCAUGGAGAACUAUUGGUUAUGUUUAUCCGCCAGGAUGUACGGGAACUCUUGUUGGAGAAGACCUUGUACUAACCGCCGCGCAUUGUGUUAUACAUCACGAUACGAACAAACUGCGAUAUAAUAAAAUAUCGUUUUAUCCGAAUAUGAUCAAUCAGGAAUCCAAUAAACCUUCUGAUGUUAUUCAUGUUUGGCAUGGGAAUUACCCAAAGCAAGAAGGCGACUGGGCAUUGUUGCGUUUAAACCUCUCUCUAGCUACAAAUGGAACCCAUGUGGGCUAUUCCGGUGACUUUAUGAGUGGAAAAACAGCUGGUGCACAUGUUUCUUGUAAGAUUGUCAAAAAAGGAAAUGGGAAUGGUGUUUAUCUCCACAAUUGCGAUACGACGAUAGGUGCCAGUGGUGGACCAAUAUUUGCUUUGUGGGCCGGCCGGCCGUAUAUUUAUGCGUUAGCUGUCGCUGAAAGAAGACCCGGGGACGAAAGUUUAUAUUUGGAUAAUUAUAGCGACGAAUAUGCAAACAUAGCUAUUUGGUCACAAAGUAUUGGUGAUACAAUCGCCAAACUGAGAGAUAUAGUGUAUAACGCAAUCUUUAAAGUGCUCGACACAACGGGUUAUGCUGACACAGAUCAAAUGCAUACCGUACUGCGUGGAGCAUUCAGACAAUUGGAUAUGGUUUAA
Didymodactylos carnosus is the source of this 774-nucleotide messenger RNA. NCBI's taxonomy places the organism in Eukaryota, Metazoa, Rotifera, Eurotatoria, Philodinida, Philodinidae. The record is from the annotation of a GenBank genome assembly.